GUGGAAUUUACCGUGAAAGUUCACCCUGCUUGGAAAAGAACCCAAGUGACAAGCGGUCCAGCUCGUGAAGACGAGAAAUAACAGAACAACAGCGAUGUCUUUGACAUUUGAUAGAAGAGUUGUGCUCGUCACCGGUGCCGGGGGAGGUCUUGGGAAGGAAUAUGCACUGGCCUUUGCUGAAAGAGGAGCAUCUGUUGUAGUGAAUGACCUUGGGGCAGACAGUAAAGGGGGUGGAAAGAGUUCUGCGGCUGCCGAUAAGGUUGUGGACGAGAUAAAAGCCAAGGGAGGAAAGGCAGUGGCCAACUAUGACUCCGUGGAAGACGGAGAGAAGCUCGUUCAAGCGGCGCUGGAUGCGUUUGGAAGAAUAGAUAUUGUCGUAAACAAUGCCGGGAUCCUUCGUGACCGCUCAUUUAUCAGGACAAGCGAUUUGGAUUGGGACCUCAUUCACAGAGUUCACCUGCGAGGCUCCUUUUUGGUGACCCGCGCCGCCUGGAAUCACAUGAAAAAACAAAAGUUUGGCAGGAUCAUCAUGACGGCUUCAGCCGCGGGCAUCUACGGCAACUUCGGCCAAGCCAACUACAGCGCAGCCAAGCUGGGCCUGCUGGGCCUGUCCAACACGCUGGCCAUCGAGGGACGCAAAUACAACAUCCACUGCAACACCAUCGCUCCCGUUGCCGGCUCACGCCUCACCGAGACCGUCAUGCCUCCAGAUCUGGUGGCGGCACUGAAGCCAGAGUACGUAGCUCCCAUGGUGCUGUGGCUCUGUCAUGAACAAUGCCAAGAAAAUGGAGGACUCUUCGAGGUUGGCGCUGGCUGGAUUGGCAAAUUGCGCUGGGAGCGAACUCAGGGCGGCAUCACUAGACAGAGGAACCAGCCCAUGACUCCCGAAGCUGUCAGGGACCAGUGGGACAAAGUUUGUGAUUUUACAGACGCAACCAAGCCCACUUCAGUACAAGAAUCUCUUCAGUCCAUUGUGAGCGUACUGUCCAAGGUGGAGUCGGGACAGGACGUUGACGCCGGCCCAACUUCUGCUCCUGCUGCAUCCUCCACCUCUGGCAUCAACCCUACUGCAGCAGUCGGACAAAAACUUCCCCCGACAACGUUCAGCUUCUCGCACACACAGUGCAUCCUGUACGCGCUCGGUGUGGGCAUGUCCACCAAGGACCCCGACCACCUCAGGUUCCUGUACGAAGGCCAUCCAGACUUUGGCUGCCUCCCCACCUUCGGGGUCAUUCCCUCCCAGGCGGCCAUGAUGGACGGCGGCCUGAGCUCGUUGCCUGGACUCAAAAUCGAUUUGACACAGGUGUUACAUGGCGAGCAGUACCUAGAGCUCUACAAAUCUCUUCCCACCUCUGGACAACUGACCUCGGAGGCCACCAUCGCAGACAUUUUGGACAAAGGCUCCGGGGCUGUUAUCCUCCUUGAGGGUGAAAGAGUCCUCACGGUUUUUCAUCCUCCCGACUGUACAGCUGUUAAAAGUCUUUCCCUUCCUCUCUCAGUGAACACGUACAGCGGCGACGAGCUGCUCUGCUUCAACCAGUUUUCUGUGUUUGUGGUCGGCGCCGGAGGGUUCGGAGGAAAAAGAACAUCGGAGAAAGCCAAACCUCUUGUGCCGCCACCUCAGCGAGCUCCAGACGUCGUGCUGGUUGAUUCUACCACUAACGACCAGGCAGCCUUGUACCGUCUGAGUGGUGACUGGAACCCCCUCCACAUUGAUCCCAGCUUCGCUGCCAUGGGAGGCUUCCAGGCACCCAUCCUGCACGGCUUGUGCUCGUUUGGCUUUGCGGCGAGACACGUCCUCAAGCAAUUUGCCGGCAAUGACCCCGGCAGAUUUAAGGCCAUCAAGGUCCGCUUUGUGAAGCCAGUGAUGCCGGGUCAGUCUCUGCAGACGGAGAUGUGGAAGGAAGGCAGCAGAGUUCACAUUCAGUGUAAAGUAAAGGAGACUGGAGCCGUGGUGCUAUCAGGCGCUUACGUUGAUUUACACGAAACGGCCGAGACAUCUCAAUGUCUUCCUCAGGCGGAGGGAGACCUUCAGAGCGAGCUGGUGUUUGCUGAGAUCGGCCGCCGCAUCCAAGACUCGGGCGGCGAGCUGGUCAAGAAGGUCAACGCCGUCUUCGGCUGGGAGAUCACAAAAGACGGCAAGAAUGUGGCUGAGUGGACCAUCGAUCUGAAGAACGGGAGCGGCGCGUUGCAUCGCGGCGCCUACGGGGGGAAGACGGACGUGACUUUCACGGCAUCAGAUGAAGAUUUCAUGGAGGUGGUGCAAGGCAAACUCAACCCUCAGAAGGCCUUCUUCUCAGGGAAGCUCAAGAUUCGAGGGAACGUCAUGCUAGGCCAGAAGCUGGAGGUCAUCCUGAAGGAUCAUGCCAGGCUGUGAGCGCCUCCCACAACAGCCAACCCACUCACUGGAAGGGGGUGUUUCAUUUAUCUAGCUAAUAAAAUCCAUACACAGCCCGCAGGAGCAUUUGUUUUAACCAGCCAUGAAAUUCUAAAUUCAAAAGUUCAAUGCAACUAUUAUAAAAAUAAUCAUAUAAUAAUAUGUUCAUAAAUUAAUAUAGUCCUCUGAGGACUUUAUAAAAAGGUUUCCCACCCCUGAUGUAAACUAAUAGUUGCCUGGAUAGGAUAAGCCUGUUAGCAUCUUCACAGGACAUCCAUCACAAUUAAUUCAGAAAAUUAGUGUAAUUGAACUAGUUACUCACUUUGAACGGAUCCAUCCCGUUGUCAUUUUCUGACCUUGAUGUGCCAAUAAAAUCUUACUUAUUGAUCUCCAAGGUCACUUCAAUCAUGUUUUUCUUCCUCUGAAAUCACACUUAACACUGGCAGAAAUGAAUUUGUGGAAGUGAUCCUGACAGCCAUUUAAUGAAUUGUACAGAAAUGUUUCUCUUCUCAUCAAUGCAAAUAUGUGGAAAUUUAAUAUAAUUUUUUGCUCUCCUAAUAAAAUAAAAACUUGAAGCUCAUCCUGGUGUUGUUAAUUCA
Molecule: messenger RNA, 2976 nt
Organism: Phycodurus eques (leafy seadragon)
Lineage: Eukaryota; Metazoa; Chordata; Actinopteri; Syngnathiformes; Syngnathidae
Gene: hsd17b4
Product: hydroxysteroid (17-beta) dehydrogenase 4
Exons: 24
Coding region: 95-2377 (760 amino acids)
Molecular function (GO): oxidoreductase activity
Source: RefSeq, a predicted model, not a curated record